Trametes versicolor FP-101664 SS1 is the source of this 2955-nucleotide messenger RNA. RefSeq lists its product as uncharacterized. Gene Ontology annotation, molecular function: metalloaminopeptidase activity; peptide binding; zinc ion binding. The record is from RefSeq and is a predicted model, not a curated record. Gene Ontology annotation, cellular component: cytoplasm. Bases 158 to 2851 code for a protein of 897 amino acids. NCBI's taxonomy places the organism in Eukaryota, Fungi, Basidiomycota, Agaricomycetes, Polyporales, Polyporaceae. Gene Ontology annotation, biological process: proteolysis; peptide catabolic process. The transcript has 26 exons.
CGCACAACCACCGACGAGUCGGCUUCAACUCCAGAAGCUGCGCACCAUCGAUUUCCAAGUAGCCGCAGUAGCCAAGGCAUCGACAGGAUCUGCUGCGGCAGGUGUCCUAUCCUCUUCCCUGUCCACCCCAUCCCGAAUCUCGCGUCUCCGGUAAACAAUGGCCGAGUCAACGAGCCCCCAAAAUUACCGUUUACCCGUGGACGUCAUCCCCAAACAUUAUGAUCUCACAGUGUGGACGGAUUUGGUGCAGAAGAAGUUCGAGGGUGUGGUUCAUAUCACUGUCGAUGUCAAGAAGCAGACCAGCAAAAUCACUCUGAAUGUGUUGGAUCUGGAGCUAGGCGAUGUGUCUAUCCAUGGGGUGUUCUCUGGCACUCAAGCGGAGCGGAAAGCCGUGGAGAUGCAAUUCGAUCGCACUGCUCAGCGAGCGAUCUUCACCUUCCCAAAGUCUCUUGAUGCAGGCACCGAUGCGCGUCUCACGGUCGAGUUCAGCGCAGAGCUGUCGAGAAAGAUGAGCGGCUAUUACCUUUCAAUGGGCGGUAAGGAUGGGAAAACGUCGUAUUCCCUGACCCAGUUUCAGCCAACCGCGGCAAGGAAAGCAUUCCCAUGCUGGGAUGAGCCCGCGUUGAAGGCCACAUUCGCGAUAACCAUGGCAUCCCAUGUGGACUCAGGCGUGAACAUCAGCAAUAUGCCUUCUAUCUCCGAACAAGUGUACACACCGGGAGUGGCGAGUUCGUGGCUAGCGAAGAAACUGGACGUAACGAAGAAUAUCACUGACUGGAAGAUCACACGCUUCGAGACCACUCCCCCCGUCUCAACGUACUUGGUCGCAUAUGCGAACGGGCCCUUCGCACACCUCGAAAGCCACUACACGAGCCCCAUCAGCGGGCUCACACGUCCUCUACGAAUCUAUGCUACCGAGGAUAACAUCGCUCAGGGACAGUACGCUCUUGACAUCAUGCGCGGAGUCAUGCCACUAUACGAAGAAGUCUUCGAUCUGGAAUACCCAUUGCCAAAGUUGGAUAUCCUGGUGUCCAGCGACUUUGAUCUGGGCGGCAUGGAAAAUUGGGGUCUUAUCAUAGGCAAGACGCAAUAUUUCCUACUGGACUCUGACUCCAGUAGCCUGCAAGUCAAGCAAUACGUUGCCUCCAUGGUCAGCCACGAGAUCGCGCACAUGUGGUUUGGCGACAUCACCACGAUGGAGUGGUGGGAUAAUCUGUACCUCAAUGAAGGCUUCGCCACCCUUAUGGGAGAGAAGAUCGUACUCGACAGACUUUUCCCCGAAUGGCAGCUCGAUGCUCGCUUCUUGGGUUCCAAGUUCUAUUCUGCUCUGGCCCUCGACGCAAAGCUUUCGUCGCAUCCCAUCGAGGUCGAGUGCCCGGACGCGAACAAGAUUAUCCAGAUAUUUGACGACCUUUCCUACGCCAAAGGUGCUUCCGUGCUUCGCAUGCUUGCAGCCUACGUUGGCGAGAGUCAGUUCCUCAAGGGUGUGUCGAUCUACCUCAAGAAGCACAAAUACAAGAACACUAUCACGAAGGACCUGUGGGAGGGCAUUCAAGCGGCCACUGAUCAGGAUAUACCGAAGUUGAUGGACAACUGGGUCAAGGAGAUGGGCUACCCCGUCGUCAGCGUUGCCGAAAGGGGGGACGGAAUACUCGUUCGACAGGAUCGAUUCCUCGAGACGGGGCCAGUAGACCACAAGAACAACCAGACGAUCUGGACGAUCCCGCUAAAUUUGCUCACUGUAUCUGCUGACGGCUCGCACAGCAUAAGAUCCGACCUCGUCCUCGACGACCGAGAGAUGGUUGUCCCAUUGGACUCCAGCCAACCGUUCAAGCUCAACGCGGGCACUACCGGUUUCUACGUGGUGCAGUACAGCGCAGAAUUGCUGGAAAAGCUUGGGCAGCAGGUAGUGUCGCCAAACCUCCCCUUCUCGACCCAAGACCGGGUCGGGCUCGUCCGCGACGCCUUCUCGCUCGUCAAAGCAGGCUACACGUCCAUCGGCACCGUGCUUGACCUCGUCGAUGCCUUGAGCAAAGCGAGCGAACAUCUGGUCCCAUGGGAUGCGUGCGCAACGGGCUUGUCCUACAUCUCGGCGACGUGGUGGGAGCACCCCAAGAUCAUAGACCAGCUCAACGCGUUCCGCAGGAGCCUGUUCAUCCCAUUCGUCAAGCGGCUGGGCAUCGAUCCUUCCCCCCAGGAGUCCCUACACGAAGAGCAACUCAGGGUCAGGUCUGUAGAGCAGGCCGCCGACGCAGGCGAUGCUUGGGUGGUCGGCGAGCUGAAGGCACGGUUUGCGCACUUCGUCAAGACGGGCGAGGAGUCGAAGAUCCCGAGCGCAUUGCGCAACAUCACCUACCGCAUCGGGGUGCAAGAAGGUGGCAGAGAGGAGUGGACGUUCGUCAAGCGCCUCACGCAAGAGCCCCGCGACCCCGCGCAGGGCCUUGCCGCCAUGGCCGCCAUAGGCCACAGCCGUGACCUGCAGCUCGCCGCGGAGACGUUCCGCUACGCCCUCAAGGAUGUGCGCGAUCAGGAUGCCCUGUACUAUAUCCGCAGCCUGCAGGCGAACGUGACGGCGCGCCGAUUCCUGGCUGACAGUGUCAUGGAACGAUUUGAUGAGCUCGAAAAGCGUUACGCUGGCACCUUCACGUUCAACGGUUGGCUCGAGGCGGCCUUCGGUGCGCUAACGUCGGAAGAAGAUUAUACUAGGAUAUCCGACUUCUUCAAAGACAAGAACACGGCGACGUACGAGCUGCCUCUGCGUCAGACCCUGGACACGAUUCAUUCCCGCGGACAGUGGCUCAGGCGCUCGACAGAAGAACUCGCAGGCUGGUUGGAACGUAGGAAGGCUUGAGCAGUGCGGCGGAAUGAUGCCAACUGAAUGUACUGAACCUGUAUUUGUUGUCAGAUGGAUGGGUUACUGUACAAUAGUGCCAGUUGAGUACUCACGAAUGAGAG